GUGUGCCCAGCAGGAACUGAGGUGCUGCCUGGGUGGCCUAAAGCGUCGUCCGAUGCGCCCCUUUUUUACUAGCUAAUGGGCUUGUUGCGCUAGCUAGAGAGACAGUACUCUAGCAGUAAUUGAUGUUUCGUCGAGGCAACAGGACCACCAAAAAAAGACUGCUGCAAAUGACUAUCGGAUCAGUGCAUCACUUCCUGAGCCUCUCGUUCGCGACCACCAUUGCAGCAUUCCAUGUAAUCUGCCUCAACCAUGAUAAAGAGGCAUGUACCGUGGAGAACCUGCAUCCCGAGCAUGAAGGAACGUUUGUCCUGCACCACCUACCGGAAUUGGUGUGCGUCCUGUACUUCUCCCAGCUUAUGGCUAAGACCGUAGAUCACACCAUUUUCAGCAACUUAGAACCCAAAAUCAAGACAGUGUUGAUAACUGAUUCUGCCGCCGUUAGCAACGUCAUCUUACCACGCAACAUUACCGUGGAGCAUCUGUACGUCGUCAAAACUGGGCUGGAGGCAAUGCGUUUCGAGCAGAACGAUGUACUCUCGGUGCUGUAUGUAGAAAAAGCUCCGCUCAGUCACGUGCCACCUACAUUGGUCAACUUGAGGAAUCUAACCUACCUCAAAAUUAAUCACACUCCUCUGGAACAGCUCCAUUUGGAGCUGUUUUGUAGCUUACGGGCUCUUAUGACGGUAGAUCUCAACCACAACAAGAUACACUACCUAACGGGUCCACUACAACGUUCGCACGAGUGUGGUCCGAAGCUGGCAAUGCUCAUGCUAGGCAACAAUCGACUCACGACACUGCAUCCGCACGUAUUUGUACCGUUCGGCUUGCUGACAAGCAUCAAACUGUCGGAGAAUAUGAUCGAGACCAUAGCGGGCGGCUUCAAGAACACUCUCGUGGGUCAGCUAGCGCUCUCCGAUAACAUGCUGCUGACGUUCGACCUGUGCGACUGCGUCCCAAUGCCAAACAUCACCUUUUUCGAGAUGGAUGGCAAUAAGCUUACCCACGUGCCGAAAUGUCUGGAAAGGAUGCCGAACGUGGAGGUUAUCAUUCUCGAGAGUAAUCAACUGUCGGCCGUUUCGAUCGCCGAAUUUAAGGGGUUGCAACGCUUGCAGCACAUACGGUUGGCCUGGAAUGCGAUCGUGUCGUUUACGGUGCAUGAACAUUCGCUGCCACCGGGACUGGUCGGUAUAGACGUGCGAUACAAUCGUCUGGAGCAUCCAAACAUUUCACAAGCGGUGGCUCAGCGAGUAAGGAUACGUGUUUAGGAAAUCGCAUCUGGAGUGGAUCAGAAUACUUUGACUCAGUGUCACACCUCCAUAACUACAUUAGC
This is a messenger RNA of Anopheles stephensi (Asian malaria mosquito), 1330 nucleotides long. RefSeq names its product lumican-like. Lineage: Eukaryota; Metazoa; Arthropoda; Insecta; Diptera; Culicidae. The transcript has 3 exons. Bases 123 to 1265 code for a protein of 380 amino acids. The record is from RefSeq and is a predicted model, not a curated record. Gene Ontology annotation, molecular function: protein binding.